AUGGGAUUUGAUUGUUCUAGCUAUGACUUCACCAGCCCCGACUCCCAAACCGUAUUUCUUUACUGCCCAUCCCUCCCAGCCGCCAUAUUCUUCACCGCGGUUUUCGGUCUUUCGGCUCUCAUUCACAUCUUCCAGGCCUUCUACCAUCACAAAUGGCGUCUCUCAUGGGUCAUAAUCGUCGGCGCCGCCUGGGAAACCACCUCGUUCGGACUUCGUGCUGCAGCUACACAAGAUCCGUUCUCCAAAGGCCUUAUAAUCCCAUCUAGCAUUCUUGUUUAUCUUUCUCCAUUACUUAUUAACGCAUAUGCAUACAUGGUACUCGGGCGGAUGGUAUGGUAUUACCUUCAGGAUAAAAGAGUUGCUGGCAUUCAAGCAAAAUGGUUGACUGUUAUCUUCGUAUGGUUGGAUAUAGUCGCAUUUCUCGUCCAGCUUGUCGGUGCCUCUAUGGCUUCAUUUCGGGAUACAGACUCGAAUUCGACCGAACAGGAGAAAAUCGACGCUGCAAAUGGAGUAAAACUCGGACUUAACAUCUACAUGGGCGGUAUCGGGUUCCAGCUUUUCUGGAUCCUCGUCUUUUCGGUUUUCGCAUGGAGAUUCAGAGUGAAAGCCGUUAAUGAAAGAAACCAAGGCAAUGGAAUUCACCGAGAUUCGAGUUGGAAGCGCUUACUUAUUAUUCUUUACUUUACUUUGCUCAUGAUCGCGAUCCGAAUUAUCUUUCGUCUGGUCGAGUUCUCAGCCGGCUCCUUCGAAACGAAGCUUACCAUGACAGAAUGGUACUUCUAUGUUCUCGAAGCAACACCUAUGGCUACGGCUUGCCUGACCUGGAAUAUUUUCCACCCAGGUCGCUUUCUCGUAGGUCCGGAUAGCGAAUUCCCUCGAUUGACUCGAAAAGAAAAGAAGGCGAUCAAAGCGGAGAAAAAGAGGGCGAAGGAAGAGAAAAAGUAUGCUAAGAAGGAAGACAAACAGCGGCAUAAAGAGUGGAAGAAGGAGGAUAAGAGAAUGCGAAGGCGAGGGACUAACGAGUUGGAGAUGGGCCCCCUACAAGGCUCUCAAACCUAUCGAGCUGAUGAUAUCGGUCCAGCGUAA
Molecule: messenger RNA, 1086 nt
Organism: Orbilia oligospora ATCC 24927
Lineage: Eukaryota; Fungi; Ascomycota; Orbiliomycetes; Orbiliales; Orbiliaceae
Exons: 4
Coding region: 1-1086 (361 amino acids)
Cellular component (GO): membrane
Source: RefSeq, a predicted model, not a curated record